GAAAAAUCAAGACCUGCGGCCAGAUGGACCAAACAUGCAUAUGAAUACCAUAUGGCAAAUGAAGGCCCCAUGAAUCACCCUCAGUUCCCUCAGACCGGAGUAGUGAACCCGGUGAAGUUGUACGACCGCUGUUCGACCGAACCGUUAGUUUUCUUUGGCUGACGCUUAGAAACUAGAACUCACUUCUUCUGUAGACGCGCUGCGCUGAUGGAUGGCGAAAGGACCUGCCUGAUUUGCAGCCGGGAGAUUUGCAGCCCCGAUUCUGCUGCGCACAUCUUGCCAUGCAGCCACGCGCAGUGGCAUGAAAGCUGUAUCCAUCAGUGGCUGACGAGGCAAAGGACCUGUCCGCUCUGCCGGACGCCGAGCCAGGUGGCCGUGGUGGAGGAGCCUCCGACAGCGAUCGGCAUGGCUCAAGACUUGCUGGGACGGAUGCAGGACUUGCUGGAUGAGGAGGUGCAAGCGUUGAAGCGGAAAUACCAAGCGCUACAACUGGAAGCCGAUCUGUUGGAGCAAGAAUUGGAGAAAGAGCUUGUUCAGGUAUGCUGCCAGGAUGCCGCGGUGGACUUGGAGGCGCGCGCGUUGCUGGCGCGUCUCACAGCAGCUCUGCGGCGCCAAGGCGUCGCGCCGGGGCGGCUCUUCGCCGCCUUGUCGCCGCAGAAGGCACCUCUGGCGCUGGAGGCGGCUGAGACAGCGCUGGCCAUCUUCGGUGGGAGCGCCAGCGCAGCCCACGUGAACCGCGCAGCGCGGUUGAUGGACCUCAAUGGAAGUGGAUGGAUCGAGGAAGCUGAUUUCCAGGAGGCGAUGGAGAGAUUCUGAUCCUCGAAGUGGAGUUUUGUAAGCCACAAAGCAUGGCUUAGUAGGUUGGAGGGUGGCUGAGACAGCGGAACACGGGUC
Molecule: messenger RNA, 894 nt
Organism: Durusdinium trenchii
Lineage: Eukaryota; Dinophyceae; Suessiales; Symbiodiniaceae
Source: the annotation of a GenBank genome assembly